Annulohypoxylon truncatum is the source of this 1811-nucleotide messenger RNA. RefSeq lists its product as uncharacterized. Bases 600 to 1811 code for a protein of 403 amino acids. The record is from RefSeq and is a predicted model, not a curated record. NCBI's taxonomy places the organism in Eukaryota, Fungi, Ascomycota, Sordariomycetes, Xylariales, Hypoxylaceae. The transcript is spliced from 6 exons.
AGACCCAAGACCGGUCGGUCAAGACAUCCGAACGCCAAAGGUUACACGAAUAAGUAUCUCUACAUCGGGCACAGAAAUUACUAAUUUACCACAUAUCGUAUCUCCGAGAGAGAUGUACGCGCAACCCCCUUAGGCCCAAUCAAUCGGGUCAUACCGUUGACCGGUUACUUUAGUGCAGACCAAGAGGCGUUGAGGCGUCGUGGAGGAUUGUGGCAUCUGCAUUUGUGGCAAUUCUCCAGCGAAAAUCAUGAAUCAUCUAAGUAGCCCGGAGCGCUUGUAAUCGCAGCCUCGUCGGGGAUGUAAGCCAAUAUGGUCUAUGAGUAGGAUUUCCUCGUCAGAUUUCCAGAACAAUGUACUAUAUUAAGAUGUAAGAGCGUCGUUCGUAUCCAAGCUAGCCAAGCCAGGGCUUUUCUAGAGAGCGGUAAAUGGACAGGAGAGGAAAGGGAAGAAGAAUGGAAGGAUUUCUGCAUAUUGGUAUAGGCUUGUUUGAUAUCUUGUUUGCUCUACAUACCCCAGAUCGAAGCCAUGAAGAGCUGAGACGCCUAAGUUUUAGACAUGCCUCAAUUAUAUACAUAGAUGCGUAACCUGGAGGUCUUCUCAUGCCUCCCAGUGUCUUACCCAUCAAGUCUUCCCAUAGAGUGCUCAGCAGAAUUACCAGAAUGGCGACAGCCUCUCCAACACCCGCAUUACCACCCCCUCCAGGAGUAACUUCCAAUUUCGUGAACCCGGAGUCCCUUACCGACGAGAACAACAUCGCUAUGGGAGUCUCUAUUCCCCUGAUAACGAUAUCCUUCUUUCUUCGGGUGUAUGCUAGAAUUUGGAUCAGGAAAACAUGGGUUUUCGAAGAUUGGCUUGCUUUGACUGCUUGGGCAAGCACGGUAUCCCUCGCUGGAGUCGGCGCCGCUACUAUGGCGAACUAUGGAGGGAGGCAUGAAUGGGAUAUCACGCGAGAACAGGCCAUACAAGCAGCAUAUUGGUUUAACGCCACCACCGUCAACUAUGGCAUCGCUAUAUGUAUUACCAAACUUUCGGUUCUCUGGUAUUAUCGUCGUAUUUUCUCUCCGUCCAGGGGCAGGCCUUUCGAUAUCAGCAUCGUCUGCCUCAUCGUCCUACUCAUCCUAUUUUACAGCUCGACGACCUUAGUUAAGAUAUGGGGGUGUAUUCCAAGGGCCAAGAUCUGGGACAACGAUAUACCCGGGUCUUGCAUCAACACUCCGGUGCUGCUGGACACUAGUGGGGUGUUCAAUACGUUGACAGACGUUAUAAUGCUCCUGCUCCCGGUGAAAGCAGUCUGGAAUAUGAAGUUGAAGCUCAGGCAAAAGGUGCUCGUCAUUUGUGUCUUCACAUUUGGUUUAUGUGCCCCGAUAUUCAGCGUUUUGGGCCUUGUAAUUCGCCUAGAGGGGAAUAAUAACAACGACAAAUCUUGGAUACAGCCAAAGAUUAUAAUGUGGGGUCUUGCCGAGACGACAACCGGCAUGCUCUGUGUGAGCUUUCCGGAGUUGGGACCCAUUAUAAGAAGAACAAAGCGCGCUACGCCCAGCGAGAGUAUCUUGAAUGGCCAGUAUCUCUCCGAUGAUAGGUCACAUCCACGGCAAGGCAGUCACGGAUUCUCUACGGUUAUUUCCCAAGGCAUGAUGAAGCUAGAAAGUGAUCCUUAUAUCGAGUUAGACGAACGAGAUAUAUAUCUGGCUCAACACGCAGCUAAGACUGAUCAUAUUCGCGCUUGGCAACAACCAGGAGAGAUUACUGUCACUCAGGAGGUCACUGUGGACUCAUACAAGAGAGAUAGUGAAGAUCAGCCAACAUAUUGA